GCUGACAAAUCGCAUUUCCGCUUCAUCAGUGUUUUGCUCACGGUUUUCAUCCGGAAUUCAAAUAUUUGACUUAAAAGGAGCAAGAAAAAAAAAAUGUCAGCAAAACCAACGUGUUUGAUUGUGGCCAGUUCGACUCCUCAAGGUGUGUCAGCAAAAUCAUUCCAUCAGUCCUUCAGUCUUUGUACCUCUGCCUUUAACCUGCAGACAGCCACGCCUGGGGGGAAGCCCAUAGAUUUUGUUGGGAUCGACGAAAGCACUGCCAGAUGGGUGCAGGACUUCAGUGUCAAACCUUACGCGACUCCAGCCAAACUGGAAUCUAUAGAUGGUGCUCGAUACCAGGCAUUGCUCAUCCCAGACUGCCCUGGAGCCCUGAACGACCUGGCACACAGCGGUUCUCUGUACCGCAUUCUCACCCACUUCAUAUCUUACCACAAGCCUGUUUGUGCUGUGGGUCAGGGUGUAUCGGCCCUGUGCUGUGCCACUGAGGGCCAGCGGUGGAUUUUCAGCGGCUACAGUUUAACGGGGCCGUCAGUGUUUGAACUGGUGCGGAGGCCUGACUUUGCCAACCUGCCCUUGAUUGUAGAGGACUUUGUUAAAGACAGCGGUGGAUCAUACACAGCAAGUGAAGAAGAUGGCGUGCAUGUGGUAGUAGACAGACACCUAAUUACUGGUCAGAACAUCCAGUCAACCUCACUUGCUGUAAAUAAUCUCCUCCUGCUCUGUAGCAGCAAGUAAAAAAAAAAAAAAAAAAAAGGAUCAACAACUGUUCCAC
This is a messenger RNA of Thalassophryne amazonica, 772 nucleotides long. RefSeq names its product glutamine amidotransferase like class 1 domain containing 1 (gene gatd1). The record is from RefSeq and is a predicted model, not a curated record. The transcript has 7 exons. The coding region runs from base 94 to 735 and encodes 213 amino acids. Lineage: Eukaryota; Metazoa; Chordata; Actinopteri; Batrachoidiformes; Batrachoididae.